Molecule: messenger RNA, 486 nt
Organism: Saccharomyces eubayanus
Lineage: Eukaryota; Fungi; Ascomycota; Saccharomycetes; Saccharomycetales; Saccharomycetaceae
Gene: RGI1
Product: Rgi1p
Exons: 1
Coding region: 1-486 (161 amino acids)
Biological process (GO): energy reserve metabolic process
Source: RefSeq, a predicted model, not a curated record
AUGACGAAAAAGGAUAAAAAGACAGUAAAGGUACAGACCGUUACUACUGAGGACGGUGAAUCUGUGAAGCUAUUUGAAGACUUGCAAGGCUUCGAGAAUUUCAUUGCCAACGAAACUGAAGAUGACGAUUUUGACCACUUACAUUGUAAGCUGAAUUACUAUCCACCAUUUGUUCUACACGAGUCACAUGAAGAUCCUGAAAAGAUCAGCGACUCUGCAAACUCUCAUUCCAAAAAGUUCGUGCGUCACUUGCAUCAGCAUAUCGAAAAGCAUCUUUUAAAAGAUAUCAAAGAGGCUGUUAGGAAGCCAGAACUGAAAUUCCAUGAGAAAUCAAAGGACGAAACUUUUGAUAAAAUCGUGUGGCACUAUGGUGAGGAAACCGAGUAUCAUGGUAGGCCAUUCAAGAUAGACGUUCAAGUAGUGUGUACACAUGACGAUGCCAUGGUGUUUGUCGACUACAAAACACACCCUGUGGCUACACAUUAA